Messenger RNA from Coturnix japonica (Japanese quail), 3260 nucleotides. The record is from RefSeq and is a predicted model, not a curated record. Lineage: Eukaryota; Metazoa; Chordata; Aves; Galliformes; Phasianidae.
CAAUGAGCGCGGGGCGGCGGCGCGCGGUGAGGACGCCAUGACGCGGAGCUGCUCGGCGCUGGGAUGCAGCGCGCGCGACAACGGGCGGAGCCGGGAGCGGGGCAUCUCCUUCCACCAGUCAGUGACCGCGCAGCGGGCGGCACGGCGCCUUACACAGCCCUACCGCCAGACCCACCCCAUUCCGCCCUACCGACCCCUUUCGGCCCUACCCAGCCCUAUCCGCCCUACCGACCCCAUUCCGCCCUACCGACCCCAUUCCGCCCUACCCAGCCCUUUCCUCCAUACCGCAGGUUCCCUGUGGACGCCGCACAGCGCCUCCAGUGGAUCCGCGCCGUGAACCGCGUGGACCCCCGCAGCCGCCGUUUGUGGCUGCCCGGUCCCGGCGCCAUCCUGUGCUCGCGGCACUUCGCCGAGGCCGACUUCGAGCGCUACGGGCUGCGGCGCAAGCUGCGGCGUGGAGCCGUGCCGUCCCGCUUCCCCCAGCCGGAGCCGCCCCGCGGCCACCCGCGGAAGGUGCCGCUGCGUUGCGCGCCGCGGAGCCAGGACCACACGUACAGCCGCAGCGGGGCCGGCCCGGCAUCGCCCUCCGCCGCCACCCGCCGCCUCCGCGGGCCCGUCCCUGAGCUGGCGGCGCGCCACGGGUUGCCGCGGGCCGCGCUGCGGGUGCUGCGGGCGUUGUUUCCAGAUCUGCCCCGCGCCGCACAGCACUGGAGGCGGCCCGCCGAGUACUGCCCUGCCAUGAGACGGUUCGCCUGCCUGCUGCACCUCCGCCACCGCGCCGCCUACGAGCAGCUGAGGAAGGUCUUCCCCUUGCCGCAUCCUGCCAGCCUGACCAACUGGCUGUCUAACAAUGCUGCCGCUCCAGGCUUCUGCAAUGAUAUGUUCCUCCAGCUUCAAGAAAAGGUGGAGAGAGGGGAACAGGCCUACUGCCACUGUGCCCUGAUGGUACGGGAAAUGUCUCUGCAGAAGUGCCAGGAGUGGGACCGGCAGACCCAGCGUCUGACUGGCUUUAUUGACUUGGGAGCAGGCAGCCUUGAUGCUGAUGAAGCUCCGCUGGCCUCAGAAGUGGUCGUUAUCAUGGCAGCCGGUAUCUCAAGCCCUUGGAGGGCUCCCCUUGGCUACUUCUUUGUGAGCAGCGUGACUGGUUCCUUGCUGGCUCAGCUGCUCCGUCAGGCCAUCAGUAAGCUCAACAACAUCGGUGUCACAGUGCUGGCCGUGACGUCGGGUGCCACUGCGUACGGGGCUGAGACCGCAAGAGCUCUGGGGGUCAGGCUCAACCCCAAAAGGAUCCGCUGCACUUUCCACCACCCGCCCAGCUCUGCUCACUGCAUCGCUUUCUUCUUUGAUGUUUGUUAUGCUCUCCGGUUGAUUAGGAACACGCUGCAGUACUUCCAGAAGAUACAGUGGCUUGGUGACACUGUGCAUUGGCAUCAUGUGGUGGAGCUAGCAACUUUACAGGAGGAAAAGCUGUUAAGGCCCAGGUCAGGGCAUCCAGUGAGUGAAGAGACUUACCAGCUGAAGGUCAACCUUGCCACCCCGUUGUUCAGUGAGGGUGUUGCUGAUGCACUGGAGCACCUCCAGAAGCUGGGCCUGGCCUCAUUCCAGAACUGCGGUGGUACUGUCAAGUUUCUGCGUACAAUGAGCCGUCUGUGCGAUGUAUUUCAUGGCAGAGGCCCGUAUGGCAGUGCACUGAAGGGCCCCCUGCUAGCUGCAAAUUACAACAGAAUCAGCCCCCUCUUCCAGGAGGCCAAGAGCUUCUUUGUUUCCUUAACAGACUCUACAGGGAGAUACAUUAUUAAGAGCAAACGCAGACUGGGUUUUCUGAGUUUCUUGCUGAAUGCUGAGAGCCUCAAAUGGCUUUACAGCAACCCUGUGCUUCAAGAGGGUGCUCCUUCCCACCACUUCCUGACCUCCGCCUUCAGCCUCGACCCACUGGAGUGGUUUCUCUGGUCCCUCCGGCAAGCCUGCAGUGCUGGCAGCAGGAGCCCCACCUGUGCCAUGUUUCAGGCUGCCUACCGCAAAGUACUGGCUGGCUGCAGCCUGGCGCCAGACACUCCGCACAGCACAGCAAGUAUCAGCAGCUUGGACCCGUCCCUGCCUCACAGGACAGACCUUACCCUUGGCAGCAUUUGUUCUCAGUAUAACCCAGCUCGUGAGAGUAUGCCGGCAGCAGAGCUCCCUUGUCGUGCUGGCCUUCUUUUGUGUGACUUUCCCCUGAGCAAUGCACUUACAGACCUAUCGCUGCACAAGCAGAGCAUCACCUUUGCUGCAGGCUUAGUUGCUGAGCAAUUAGCCUCCAGCUUGCGAUGUGAGGCUUGUGUUGCAUCCCUCUUUGAGUCAGAUGGGAGCAGACUAAGGUGUGGAGCGGUGCUCUACAUCAAGAAGUUACACAGACUAAGCCUGCCCUCAGCAAGUGUGCACCAUGUAGCACACAUUUCUGAACGAGUCCUGAGCAGGCAUGGACAAUUAGGAGAUGACAACAAGAACUCCAAGCUACAGUAUUUGUCUCUAGAACAGAACAUUUUCCAUGAGCUUCUGGGACAAAAUCACCUCUUCCCCACCCUUUCUGAGCAUUUAUUUGAGGGAGGAUUGCACAUUGACAAUCAUUACACAAUCUUAGUGAAGAGAAUAGCAGAAUGUUAUUUAAAUAUCAGAACAAACCAAGCCCAAAAACUGAACUUAAGUUACUACUGUGGCAGGCACAGAUUAAAGAGAGUGAAAGGAAAGCAUUUGCUCCUAUCAUAGCCGGGUAGCUGCUGGUCAAGCCAAACCCAUGCAAGGUCAUGAAUAUUUAUUGCUGUCUUCCACUGAGUCUGUUAUGGCCAGAUCCAUGCAAGAGGUGCCAGCUAACCACAUGGUGUCUUCCCAUGAUUUGCCAGGCAAAAACUGGUGAUGACUUGGGACACUGUGAAUGGUCUGACCCCAGUCUGAGCAAGCAAAGCAAGGAAGUCCAUCUAGCAACCGUGUGAAGCAGCCAAGUAUUUCAUGCAACUCAGAGCCAAUCAGGAUAGGGAGCAGUUGCUUAAAAUGCCUGGGGGAGGUGGCAAGGGACAGCGUGGUGUCUGCUCCUGAUAAUGGCUAGCAAAGUGCUGUGAGUGCUCUUGCUAGGAGGGGGGGAUACAUCUAUAGUUGCAGAGUGCAGGGGAUCGGUGUGCUGCUAACUUGAUUUUACUAUUAGGCCUGUGAUAAAAUAAGCUGGAACUAAGAGACUUAAAAAGGGAAAAUGCUUAAUAAUGGAAAUAAAUCAUAUGGAAACAAUA